ACCUGCGGGCGGGGCGGGGCUCGGCGGCGGCGGCAAGUCUAGCGGAGGCAGAGCAGCGGCGGAGCGGAGGGUCCCGGCAGGCGCGGCCGCAGCUCAGCUCCCCGCAGGUCGCCGAGACCCUCAGAGCGCUGGUAGCUGCCAGUGGGGAAACCCAGGUUGCUCGCCAUGGCCAGCCAAGACCUCACCAGCAGCGCCCAGGAGCUCCUGGAUCUCACCUUCCAAUCUCUGGCUUGCAAGCACAUGGACCUCAAGCAGCUGGAGCUGGACACGGCCGCGGCCAAAGUGGACGAGCUCUCCAAGCAGCUGGAGUCACUCUGGACGGACCAUCCCGGGCCGCCUGUCCUGCCAUCCCUGGUGGCCGACAGGUACAGCUCCCUCUCCUCCCCGGACCUGCUGACGAUGGACGUCCGGGCUGCCUCCCCCCUGCACCUGCGGAAGAGCCCCACCUGGGACCUCACGGAGCCCAGCUUGUCCCCCUACAGCUCCUCGCCCAGCCAGCUUCUGGCCCCCAAGCCCACCCUGGGGCGCCCCUCCUCCCCCCGGCCUUCCUUCUUCCUGCAGUCAGAGGUGGACUGGAGCCCCUCCAGGCCCAAAGUCAUGGCCGUCCCUUAUGAGGGCCUGCCUGGCCCCGGGGCCCACGGCGGCUCCCCUCGCUCCCUCCGACCUGCCGGCCUUCCGGAGCGCCAGUUUGACUACCGUCCGUUUGCUGCCACCGGCGGGUGGGGGGGCCGGGCCGGCUCUCCGCGGCUGCCCGGAGAAAGCGCCAUGUCCCAGGCCUUCUUCCCAGAGCGAGGACCCUCUCCGCGCCCCCCUCUCCCGCCCCCCUACGAGAGCCACAGCCUGUAUCCUUCGGCACCAGGCUCCUUCUGGGCCCAAGACGACCUGGCGAUGCGCAGGAGGGCCCCGAAAAGCUGGAACGAAACGGAUCUGGACAUGGCGUACGAAAAGAAGGCGCCGCACCCUGUGGGCUACGAGCGUGUGGAUGCACACACAAGCCUUCGCCAGAGCGCGGCUGGGCUGCCCCUGGCUCCCUGGAAGGAGUCCAGCCUGGAUGGGGGCUGGGCAGGCAAGGAGGAGCAUUACGGGAUGAACAGUGCCACCUUGCCCAGGAACUACAAGGUCUCGGCCCUGGCUGGCGAGAGGCGCCCUGACAGCUCCUUCCGCCGCUCCCUGGCUGCCAACCAGGCUGGCACCUUGCCCCGCAACUGGCAGCCCAUCUCCCGCAUUCCCAUGCCCCCACCUGCCCCACAGGGCGGCAUCCUCCCCAGGCGCCACAAGCCGCUGCCCCUCUCCAUGAUCUUCCGGCUGCAGAAUGCCUUCUGGGAGUCCGGCGCAGCGGGCGGCAAACUCGGGCUGCCCCCGGGGCCAGUGGGGUCUCCGUUGGCCCUGCGCUCCCUACAGAAGCUGCUGCAACAGCCGUUCGCCCCAGCACAGGGGCCCUUCCGGCCGGUGCAGCUCAGCAGCGAAGGCAGUGCCAGCCCAAGAGCCACGGCGAUGCCAGCUGAGCGCAUCGUGCCCAUCCUCCUGACGCCGAGCGAAGCGGAGCCCGAGCUGGAGAGCCUCUUGCCGGGCAGUGAGCCGGCCGAGAUGGAGGACCUGGCCCGGCCCCUCAGCCCCACCCGGCUGCAGCCGGUCCUGCCCCCCGAGGCCCAGACGGUGCCCGAGUUCGAGGAAGUGGCCCGGGUGCUGGCGGAGAUGCCUCGGCCCCUGAAGCGCCGGGGCUCCAUGGAGCAGAACCCCAGCCCGGCCCUGCUGCCCCCCCACAAGAAACAGUACCAGCAGAUCAUCAGCCGCCUCUUCCACCAGCAGCCCCGCAAGGAGGUGGCUGCGCCCGUGGGGAACCCCCCCUCCCAGCCGGACCUCUCGCCCAUCAUUGAGGCCACGGAGCAGAAGGGGGCCCCGGCCACCCCAACCGCCAGCCCUGCCAUGACCCCCCCGCCGGCACCAGAGAGCCCGGCCACUCUCUCUCCAAUGCCCAGCCCGGAGAAGCGUUCGGCGCUGCGCAAGGUCUCUUCCCCCCGGAAACGGACGACCAAGAAAGCGCGGCUCAACCCCCUGGUGCUGCUGCUGGACACGGCCCUGACAGGAGAGCUGGAGGUGGUCAAGGAGGCGGUGAAGGAGCUGAACGACCCGAGCCAGCCGAACGACGAGGGCAUCACCGCCCUGCACAAUGCCAUCUGUGGGGCCAACUACAGCAUUGUGGACUUCCUGAUCAACAUCGGGGCCAACGUCAAUUCCCCAGACAGCCACGGCUGGACCCCCCUGCACUGUGCAGCUUCUUGCAACGACACGGCCAUCUGCGUGGCUCUGGUGAAGCACGGGGCCGCCAUCUUUGCCACCACGUUCAGCGACGGGAGCCUGGCCAUCGAGAAGUGCGACCCAUAUCGAGAAGGCUACAACGAGUGCUUCAGCUACCUGGCAGAGGUGGAGCAGAACAUGGGGCUGAUGAAUAACGGGGUGGUCUACGCCCUGUGGGACUACAGUGCUGAAUUCGGCGACGAGCUCUCCUUCCGCGAGGGCGAGAUGGUCACUGUGCUGCGCCGGGAUGGCCAGGAGGAGCAGGACUGGUGGUGGGCCUCUCUCUACGGCCAGGAGGGCUACGUGCCCAAGAAUUACUUUGGGCUGUUCCCCAGAGUGAGGCCCCAGCAACAGAAGACGUAACGGCAAGGCUGCCGGAGGGGGAGAGCAGGAGUCGGUGCACGCGGAGAGACGCAGGGAAGGGGCCCUUUCCCUGCUUCUGCUGGCCACCCGCUGCUUUCAGGAGAGCGCAAACGGAGGGGGAGGGGUGGCACUCAACCCUUCCAUGCUACCCCCCUCCUCCCAUCGCCUUUCUUGCUUCUCUAUGUGAAUCCCCCACCCCACCAACCUGGAGGAGAGCUCUUGGUGCCUUCACUGCAGCCAAUGCAGGCUUGGAAAUUGGCCCAGUGCAUCGGGAGUUGGGCUGCACUGGGGGGCUCCAGUUCUCCUCUGCCCCAGUUUUGCUGACUUUCCUCUGGAGCCCCCAGCAGAGUUUGCCUUGGGUGCUGCCUCCCGGACUUCAUCCUUGGGGUCCCAGCGGUGCUGCUGCCCCCAACUCAGUCAGUGGGACUUUAAACAUCUUUUCUUUUUACCCUCACCAAAACAGUGCAGGAAGACGAAAGACGGGGCACCCCCUGGCUCUUUCUGCGUCUUCUUUUGGGGCACCUGGAGAAAGAGUGAGCUGCCUCUGUGCAAGGACAGAGUGCAGAAGGGGGGGGCUCUGGUGGGGGCAGGCCGCAGCCCCCAGGAGCUGAACUCAAAGUCUUGGGCUCCAUAAGUCUACACUUAGUUUUCAAUGGGCUAUUCUCAGCUCCAGUGCCUUCUCAGAAAUUCUCGCCGCACUCAAGGCAUGUAGGGCUGACAAGCGCCCCGUCAUUUUGAAACGAGUUAAGGGAUCCCAAGUUGCCACCUCUCUGCGUAACUCUCAAGCGACGCCACGGCUGGGAUCUGCUCCCCGCGGCAUCUUGAUUCAACGUUAAGAAUGCGGUGCAGAGUCCCCUGAAUUCAGAUCAGCCAACUCUUCGCCCUCAGAGAAGCCCCCCAUUUUUACAAAUCCUGUCUAAAGUUGAACCCUGUUGUGGACUGGAUUCCCUGAGGUUGCAGCUGAUGUUCUGCCAGGGCGGAAGGGAAGGCCCUCGGCUGCUUAACCUGGGGGGGAGGGAGGGAGGGAGGGAGGAUGUUGCCCUCUGCUCAGUGCCUUCUUUUUGCCCGCCUGGGCAGAAGCUGCAACUUGCGUGCCAAAGCUUGGUUUCUGUGCCUGCCUCUGCCAAGCCAGUGUGGGGACUCUGGGAGCUUCGUCCGGCCGAGGGGGCCCUUCCUUUCACGCUGUGCCUUAAUGCCAGGGUGUGUCCCAGGGCUUCUGGGGUGUGACUUUGUGCCUUUUAAGUGGGUGGGGCCUUUCAGGAAUAGCUCCAUGCAGGUUGGGGGUCCGUGGCCUGCAGGUUCCUCAUCUGAAGGCUGCUUCAGUUGGGGCUUCAGAUCCAGGGAGGGGGGUCUCUGGGGAUCCAGGUGGGCCCUUCCUGGUAUUGUUGGUAGCCCUAGUUGGAAAAUGUAGCAUUCCGUAAUAAAAUGGUCUA
Molecule: messenger RNA, 4094 nt
Organism: Thamnophis elegans (Western terrestrial garter snake)
Lineage: Eukaryota; Metazoa; Chordata; Lepidosauria; Squamata; Natricidae
Gene: PPP1R13L
Product: protein phosphatase 1 regulatory subunit 13 like
Exons: 13
Coding region: 166-2661 (831 amino acids)
Biological process (GO): regulation of transcription by RNA polymerase II; positive regulation of cell differentiation
Molecular function (GO): transcription factor binding
Source: RefSeq, a predicted model, not a curated record